This is a messenger RNA of Monosiga brevicollis MX1, 1596 nucleotides long. RefSeq lists its product as uncharacterized. The transcript has 5 exons. The record is from RefSeq and is a predicted model, not a curated record. The coding region runs from base 1 to 1596 and encodes 531 amino acids. Lineage: Eukaryota; Choanoflagellata; Craspedida; Salpingoecidae.
AUGGCUCAGAUGGCCACUGCCACCCCGGACUACGGCGCAGAGCGUCAUCAACACUCGUUGAUCUGUGGCCACGCGAGUUGUCAUCGGCACUACAGUCUGCCCAGUCGCCUCAUCCCUGCGCUGUGCAAGACCAAGGCCAGUCUGUGGUACUGUGAUUUUCACCCCGAUCCUCAAGUGCAGCGCACCUGUGGUGUUGACCCCCAACAAGAUGCCAUCUACCAAACGCCACCCUGCCCACGCGAUCUCUUCUGUUGCCGUGACCAAGGACACAGUGGAAAAUGUAGUACUCGCCAUAAUCAAGCGGUGGCCGAGCAUGCCCGCAAUCUUGGCCAGGGCAUUGACAUGAUCCUUGUGAGGGAGGUUGCCACCAACCCAAAGCUUGCGACCGACACCAAAUACGCGCCCAAAGCUAAAGCUAAAGCGCAGGCGUUCAUCUCACGACGCCCUCGCGUGCAUGGGUCGACAUGCCGACCCCAGGCUCGCCACAAGUCUGGACACUCGUCUCUUUCUGCCAAAAAACGGGCCCAUUUCGUGAGUGCCAACGGCUCUGAGCGCACUGCAAGAGUUUCGGGCUCCAAAGACUCUCGCCUGCCACCACCCAUAGCCCAAGGCUGUCAUCUGAGCUCGGGUCCAGGCACUUCCCGCAAGCGAGCCCCCAACCAAAGCAUCUCUGGAGCCAAGCGGCCCAAGCGGUCCAAGCGGUCCAAACCUAGCGCCAGCAAGAAAGCCUCACCUUCAGCCUUUUGCGCCAGCAAUAAUGCCUCACCUUCAGCCUUGUGCGCCAGCACCGUGGCACGCACUACGUCUCUCGAGGAAGCCAGCCUCAAAUCAGCUCCCACCGACCUGUCACACCAUGAUACUACCAAACUGGCAAGAGGCGUGUGUAACAGCCCAAAGCCGGACAACUCGGGCAUGAUGACGCCUGUAUCGCUCGAUUACGUUCAAAAUCUGAUCAUGACGCCGUCACCAAGCCGGCAGCUCUCUUCCACUGACGCCGAGGGGGGCACUGAAGCCCUAGGCACCAAAAUCACUGUACAGGAAGCCUUGCAGACCUUGCGCAGGGUCAAUUCCCCGAACACCACCUGUGAGUCUGGGCCCACAUCCAAUGCGUUGCAUUUGAGCAUGGCCCGUCACUUUGAGCUCACAUCCAGCCACCAUGCAUUUGGUUCUAGGCACGCCAGAUCGGCCACCAACCGUUCUUUUGACCCGGGUGCUGGCCAGUUCCCCAUGGAACUCGCCUCGACUGACAGGCUCUUCGUCCAUUUGGGCUACGCCCCCACUGUCAUGUCCUCGUCUACGCAGCGUAUCACCGCUCGUCAGCUCGGCAGCAGAAGUCGGCUUGAAGAUCGCCCACCAACAUCGGGCUGUCAAGUCACGUUCUCGGCGGCAGCCUCGCCGACGCACGGUCAGCGCCCUACCUUUCUCAUUGCCUCUUUUCGUGUGUGUGUGUGUGUGUGUGUGUGUGUGUGUGUGUGUGUGUGUGUGUGUGUGUGUGUGUGUGUGUGUGUGUGUGUGUGUUGCUUUGCCAGCACAUACGCUAGCUCAAACUCGCUCACGUUUGCCCAACUGAACGUCUGCACAAAUCUUGCACUUUAG